Messenger RNA from Sphaeroforma arctica JP610, 1686 nucleotides. RefSeq lists its product as hypothetical. The transcript is spliced from 3 exons. Lineage: Eukaryota; Ichthyosporea; Ichthyophonida. The record is from RefSeq and is a predicted model, not a curated record. The annotation marks the transcript as partial.
GAAAGGGAGAAGGUGAAGGAGAAGUCCAAGGCAGUGGAGUACGACCGCAGUCGCGACCGAGAGCGAGAGCGAGAACGAGAACGAGAGCGCAGCAAGGCCGCUGAGGAGGAGGAACGGGACAAGGAGAAGGGCAAGCCAGCCGAACAGGACAAGCGCCCCGACCGCCCCGACAGAGAGAAGGAGAAGGAGAAGGAGAAGGAGAAGGAACGUGGAAGAGACAGGGAUAGAGAUAAGGAGAGGGGCAGGGACAAGGACAAGGAGAAGGAGAGGGAUGGAGAGAGAGAUAGAGAGAGGGAUAGAGAAAGGAAUGGGAGGGGUGAUAGGGACCGAGACAGAGGGAAGGGGCCCGAUGACUCGGGCGACAAGGACAGCUGUCCGGCGGGGGCUGGGGUGAAGGGCCGCUCGCCUUCCGAGGUGGAGACGGAGAAGGAGAAGAACGGCAAGCAUAGUAUCAUCGUCACUAUAUCCCAGACGGACUACGAAAGUGGCGUGCAGGAGAGAGAGAAAGGCGACGACAAAAGCCAAGAUAAGGGUACCAGCAAAGUUGUCGAGAAAGACAGUGGAGACGACACCAGCCGCGUGAGUGCCGACGACGAAGCCGAGAGCGAGCGCAUGCUAGCGGAGAUGCAGCGCAGACGUGAGCUGGAGAAGAACAACCGCGACGCACUGAAAGGGACCGAGUCACUCGAUUGCAAGGGCCGGGCUAGCAAGGAGCUGGAGGGGCCCAAAAAAGAGGGCGAGGACAGGACGGGCGAACGCACCAGGGACAGGGCCAGGGACCGUAGUAGUGCGGAGAGGGCCGGAAAACGUAACGAGACGAGUGAAAACGUAACCGCACGGGGAGUUGAGGAGAAGCGGGUGAGCCGGGAGCGAGAACGCGAGCGAGAACGCGAGGGGGAUAGGCAUGUGAAGGGACGGGAUGGCGAUAGGAGUGACAGGGGAGGAAAACGUACCAGUACGGAACGAGAAAUGGCUAGGGACACAGAGGGUGCGGAUUCGCUUAAGGAGAAGGACAAGUCUAGAGAUCGCGGGGGCGCCAGCGGGGAGCGAUACGGAAACGAAAAACGUACCGAGGGACAUGACAGCGCCGAGAAAGCGAAACGCGAUCGCGAACGUGAACGGUCGCAGACCUAUGGACGGAGAAGUGGCGAGCGCGAUUUGGGGAGAAAACGUCCCGAGACGAGUGACGAUAUGGGUAGAAUACGUACUGAGAUGGGCGAUGAUCUGAAGCGAAAACGUACUGAGACGGGAGGACACGGUACGACGGACCGACAGUUGUCGAGGCGCGCCGAUACCACCGAUAGUGUGCACAGCAGCGCGGAUCGGCUGGGAAAACGUAGUGAAAACGUAGACGGUGACCGGCCAGGGCUCAGUAGUAGGAGUGACACGACCGGGCGCAUGGGAAGCGACCGCGACCGAGACAGAGACCGAGACAGGGACCGAGACAGAGACCGAGACAGGGACCGAGACAGAGACAGUGAGAGGGACCGAGAUAGAGACCGGGAUAGACACUCGCACGCCCCCGCAGAGAGUACUGGGGAGAGUGGGGGUGCGGGAGACAGGGACAGACAGCUGAAACGGGCGUCUACGGAGUUACGGCGCAGUGAGGUGAGGGACAAGCGUAGCCGUGUGGAGGACGCGCGCGAGGCCCGGGGGGUAACCAGAGCUCUGGCCGAGAGGGGGUAG